Messenger RNA from Paramuricea clavata, 7442 nucleotides. The record is from the annotation of a GenBank genome assembly. Lineage: Eukaryota; Metazoa; Cnidaria; Anthozoa; Malacalcyonacea; Plexauridae.
AUGGAAGUUAGCGCACGAAUUCUGGGCAAGAUGGUUGAAAGAGUACAGUACCUGCCAAGCUUACAGGAGAAGCAGAAGUGGCUGUUUCCCAGAAGAAAUUUAACCAAAGGAGAUAUUGUCUUGAUGGUGAAGGAGGAUUGUCCACGAGGUGAAUGGCCUCUAGCAGUAGUUGAAGAGACGUGUAUCCAGAUAAGAAUGGACACGUUAGACAAGUGUUGAUUCGUGCAGCCAAUCAGACUCAAUAUCGACGUGAUGUUAGGACUUGUGCCUACUGGAGAAAUCCGAAUCGAAGUAAACGGGCCCAGCGGCGUAGCCAGCUUGGAUAAUUGGGGGGGGGUCCAUAUUCGUAUAUUCGUGUUCACAGACCUUGAAAACAAUCGAUUUCCAAAGAAAUUAAUAAUGCGGAACACGAAUAUAUGAAUAUGGACCCCCCCCCCCAAUUAUCGAGCUGGCUACACCGCUGAACGGGACUAAGUAAACGGGAUUAAAGAAACUCUAUUACGAACAGUUUAUAUAUGUUGUUGAUGUUAAGUUUAUUCGUUCAAUCUUACUUAAUUAUCGGACAAGCUUGGUGAUGACGUUGUUUUGGAAGUCGUGAGAAGUACGACAAUUGAAACAAGAGAAAACUUUACACUUGCGCAAGUGAAUUUUGGUAAUCGAUAGUACUGCGUGGGUCUCGAUCCUUUUUGAUAAUUUUUGAACGACAGUUUUGUAGGUCAUUCGCGGCUGGUAUAUAGGAUCGAGACGGUAAUUACGGUAAUUUAUGAUAAUUUAUUUUAAAUGCCCGGAUGAGUUAGGAGUAGUUGUUUUUAUUCCAUGUGCUUGGUCAUACAUAUGUAGUUUGUAGUUUUUUGUACGUGGAAGUGGCCUAAACACGAGGUAAAACACUUGAUUUCUGACUUUUUUGCUUGGGAUAGGUAUAGAUGGUGACGAACCUUUAAUUGUUUAUUUUAGAACCAUCAUCGUUUAACGAUUUUAUAUCAUUCGUUCAUUGACAUUGUAUAAAUAAACAUAUUUGAUCGAUUGUGUGUUGUUUUUUGCGUCCGUUUGAUGUGUCUCUCGUUGGUCAAAUAAGCUGGGAAUCGUUUAUAGCUUAUAACUACCAUUUCGCACAAACGUUUCAUUACUUUCAUACCAAAAACGGCUGUUAAAGCUCGGUCUUCUACCUGCAUGUAACUUACUGGCUUGAAAUUCUGGACUUGAUUCUAUACUUCCGUACAUUAAAAGGAGAAGCUUUUCCAGAUAACAAUGGCUUGGUCCAGAUUAAACAACAAACUCGUUCUACCCGUCAUAAUAACACUCAGUCAGGUGUUCUCACAGAGACACUAUCAUAAUACGUGAUAGCGCGUGCGCGUGCACACGCACGGUCGGCGCUCCGUAAAAUUAUUUAAAAUUUUGCAUCAAAACUAAACGUUAAAGUUUCGACUUCAUUGGAAAAUAGUGCAUAAGGAUAUUGUCUUGGGUAUUAGAUUGGCGUACUAUUUUUGGUUGUCUACAUCAAGAAAAAGCGUCAAAUAUCGCGGUUUUUGGUUUGAAUCAGGCUAUCAGCUGGAAUCUCAAGUUUUGUCUCACGCAAACAAACGAACACGCGUCAUCGCUCGCGCUAUAACGGCUGCCAAUUAAAAAAAUCUCAAUCAAUAUCGAAAUUAAUCAGAACAAAUUUAUAUUAAUUUCGUGGCGAAAUGGUUGUUUUCAAACGUAAACCUAGUGGUGGUUCUUUAGACUCAGUGGUGGUUCGAAAUUUCCGGAAAUCGGUUGGAAAGUUUUCGUGCAUGGUUUCCCUUUGGUUUUUCACUUUCACCAUCAUAUGGAUAUUCACAAAACUCGACAUGCGCCGUUCGGACUCAUUGAAUUCAGCGUGUCUUGACGAGAGAAUGAUUAGAACGAUCGACAAUAAUCGUUUCACGUUGUUACCUGUUAUGGUUUAUCGUUAUCACAAGAUAAAGAAACGUGUUACUGCGCCGCUUCACUUUCCCCAAUCCACCUGGAACAUGCACGGUUAGUUUGUCUAUCUCCACCUGACUUUGAUCCUGACUUUGACAUAACCAUUCAUAUGGAUGUCAAAAUUAACCCUGGUCCUACCAAACAUUCCUCGUUUCCAAGUCAUGACCACCUUAAAAGCUUGUAUCUAAACGCGAGAAGCUUGAAAGCUUUUGUACGUUCGAGUGAGGAUCCAUCCACUAAAGUGAGCAAGAUUUCUCUGCUUCAAGACCUGGUCUAUUCUGGGGACUAUGAUCUUGUCUGCAUUUGUGAAACCUAAAAAACCUUAAAUAAUACGGUGUUCAGUAGUGAAUUGUUAACCGGGUAUUCCAUUUUUCGUAAAGACAGGACUGGUCAAACUGGUGGCGGAGUACUUGUAGCUGUUAAAAAUGAAUUCAAAGUAUCACGACGUAAAGAUCUUGAAAGGGAAAGAACAGAAAUGGUGAUGGUUGAACUUGUCACUAAUGGUAAACCAUUAUUAUUGUACAUUUUCUACCGUCCUCUAGGAUCAACUUCAGAAAUUCUUUUUCAACUGAACUCCUCUCUAAAGAGUACUCGCGAAUCAAGCCGUUUAGUAGUGGUUGGCGAUUUCGACAUUCCUUCAGUGAAUUGGUCAAUAUAGACGAAUCUGCACCCAUUAACACAGGUGGACACGCGGCAGGAGAAAAUUUGUGUGAUGUGGUAGGGGAUAACUUUCUGCAUCAAUUUAUUAAAGGUCGUACACACAUCAAUGGAAACAAGCUUGACUUAUUGUUAUCUAACUGUCCAGAAAUUGUCGAAAAUGUUACCACUUUUACUCCUGGACAAGUGUUUCCAACUGAUCACCAUGCUGUUGAAUUUUGAAUUAAAUUAAAAAUUAAACAAUGCGAGCCAGUGCCACGUAAAGUGUUCGACUUUAAUAUAGGUAACUUCGAUGAACUUCGCAGUUCCCUUCUGCGCAUAUUACCUGACUUCGCUAUGUCAACGGACAGUAUCGAUGAUUGCUGGCUGAAAUAGAAAAAAUUGUUUCUUGACGCUGUGGGUAAAUUUGUUCCAACAAGGACCAUCAAAGACAAAAAAUCUCCGCCUUGGAUUGACGGAGAAGUUCGCCAUUUCAUAAGAAAGAAAUACGAUGCUUUGAGAAAAUUUCGGAAAGACAGAUCUGAUAUCCGCAAACAAAACCUGCGCGAACUAAGUCAAAAAGUGAAAUAUUUGAUAAGGGCAAAGCACCGCGAGUAUCUCAAGAAAAUCGAAGGUUCUUUCAAGGACAACCCAAAAUUAUUUUGGAGUUACCACAAGGCUAUCUUACACCACCAUGGAAAGUCAACUUCGAAAAUCACACAUAUAAUGGCAAAACAGCAACUACACCAGCUGGUAAGGCAGAACUGUUCAAUUCAUAUUUCUCUUCUGUAUUUCGUCCUCCCUCUUCGCAACAAGAUAUCGACAAUAGAAAUUUACUAGAUUAUCCUCCACCCGAAGUACUGUUAUCCGAACUCACUGUGACAGUCGAAGAUGUUACAAAUUAUCUCAAUGCUUUGGACAUCACGAAAGCAAGUGGGCCUGACGAAAUCCCUGCUCGUCUCCUUAAAACUUGUAGCAAUGAAAUCGCGCCAAGCCUCUGCUCCCUCUUCAACCGAUCGCUUGAAACAGCUCGUUUACCGUCGGAAUGGAAAAUGGCCAAUAUAACUUCAGUGCACAAAAAGGAUUCCCUUGAACCAACCAUCAACUACAGACCUGCUGUACAUAAUAAGCAAAGUUCUAGAACGUCUUGUUGGGAACGGUCUGCGUGCUCAGGUAAAACAUCUCAUCACAACCCUGCAACAUGGUUUUCAACGCAACCGCUCAUGUGCCACCCAACUGCUUGCAGUCGUCCAUGAAAUUGGGAAGAAUCUGGACCAAAAUGUUCAAACUGAUGUACUGUACUUAGACUUUGCGAAGGCUUUUGAUACCGUAGACCACCAGAUCCUUUUAAUUAAAAAAACUUAAACGUUUUGGUGUAAUAGACCGCAUGCAUGAUUGGUUCAAAGAUUAUUUGCAUCAACGAUUCCAACGAGUUGUUGUAGACGGUGCAAUCUCCGACUGGGUAAGGCCUGCUCUGGGACCUUAACUCGCCGCGAGAUAAGGCGAGCCUAUGCGAGUUAAGGCGAGAUAGGGCGAGUUAAGGAAAAAUCUGGCUACUGACCAUUGCGAGAUAAGGCGAGUUAAGGAAAAAUCUGGAUAUUGUAUACACACUAUGUAUUUUGCUUUGUUUGUGCAUUAUGCAAAGCAAGUAUGCUGUACUUGAAGUAGCAGGCCUAGAAAAGUGUUUUAUUCUAUAUUCUACAAUACAUACAUGAUAUGCACAAUAACUCGGGACCUGGAAACAAGUUGCAUCAAAACGAGGCUGGUAGCUAGAUGCCAAAUUGUAUAAUUUGAGGCAUUAUGCAUAGUGUGUAUAGAACUGCAUUGUUUCCUAAAUCUUCACAGUAUCAGUUGCUAACUUGCUAUGACUAGCUUCACCACAUAUUUUGUAAUUUUUAGCUGUUUUCAUGAAUCAUGACAUUAUCAAUUAGGUUCGAAUUUGUUUGCAAGCAGCAGUCCUUGUAUUCAAUUUUUAAUUUAAUAUAAACAUUGAUAUGAAACAAAGAGAAACUAAAAAGCUUGCUAGGAAAUUAUAGAUUAUUUACUAUUAAAUUUAGGACUUUAAUAACUAUUUUAAUUUAACGAAAUUUCGAACCACAAUGGCAUAUUAAAUGAUAACCAACGGUCAUAACACUAAAAUUAAUGCCCAACUUACUUGCUUUAGAAACGUAACUGAAUGUAAAUGACAAUGAUUCCUCUGUAUAAACUGUAUUAUUGUUUAAUAUAUUCGUAUUUCCUAUCAAGCCUCUGCUAUCAAGCUUUUAUAUUCAGAAUUCACUGCCUCUCAUUAACACUAACACUAAGUAUUGCAAGCAGAUUGUAAUUUUUCCGCUGAAGGGAGCAAUAUUUUCAAUAUCUGUUCCCAGACAGCAUCCCGCCCCCCUGGUAAACGGAAUCUUCCUUCCCAUCAUCGCGGUAUUUCCUCUGUGGUCGGGGGAGUCUACGCAGUCUAUAAGUCAGAAUUAUUCGAUUCCGCAAACGCAAUAUGGCGGGAUAUACAUCGACAUUUUAAAGUUUUUUAUCAUGUUAUUCAUGUAUUAAUUAUGAUAUUAAAAUGAGAUUCAAAAAGCCUUGUCAUUACAGAUUGUUUCUACUAAAUUUAAUGUUGGUCACAGACAGGCAAGCACGGUAUGCUUACUACAAUAUUCACCUUUAACUUUGCUUUUACUGUAAAUCUAUAUUUUCACGAAUUUUGUGAAUGUGAUUGUGUAUUAAAAUAUUUCUCCUAAAAUUCUGCAAGUAUCGUUGGUUCAGUAGCUCUGUUGCCGGUUGUAUAUAAAACAGUUCAACGAGUUUGAGCUGUUGAUAUCACAGAGACCUUUAUACUUUAACUGUGGUAUAUUAAACAGUAUUUUAGUAAAAUUUGAUAGUCAUGUGAUAGCUGCAUAAAAGUUAAGCAAGUACUUUUGAUGUUUUGAUAUCAUAGUAUAGUUGAAAUAGAAUAGAUAAGUGAUCUGUAUAUUAGUAUAUAUGGGAAUAUUAAUUUUCAACCAUACUUGGCAGUUUGGGUUUUGUUAUUAUGUUCAAUUAUUUUCACUGUGAUUUAUUAAAUACUGGGUAUUACUGUAGUAUGCCUGCUAAGGCCUGCUUACUGUAUUAAAGUAGAGUAGUUGGUGGAAUUAUUUGAUCAAUACAGCUUUAUAGCAUUACAGAGAAUGUAGUAAAUUAAAAAUAUGAUAACAUUUCAGAUAAUCAGGCUUACAUACUUGUAUGUUGAUGUCAGUUGCAAUGCCAAACUCAUAGAAUAUAUAAGUGAGUAUUGUGAGUCUAAAGAAUUUUGAUUGACAGUAUUUGUGUUUUACUGACAUGAAACUGUGCCGGUUCUUAUUGCAAAAUAGGGCGAGUUUAGGCGAGUUAAGCAAAAUUCUGUCGGCUUCUCAUCGCGAGAUAAGGCAAGAUUGGGCGAGUUGAGCAAAAUUCGAUCAAUUUAUAUUGCGAGAUAGGGGGAGAUAAGGCGAGUUAGGGCGAGUUAAGGUCCCAGAGUAGGCCUAAUAUUUUAUACAGUGAUUCAAAGAAAUGUUUUUGGAUAUACAUGUACUGUACAUGUAUAUGUUAUUGAUCUAUUGUUGAAUGUCACUUAUAUAUUAUAAAGUGCCAAUGGUUGGAAUAUUUAUUCAUUGAUAUUUUAAACACAGAUGAAGUGUUAUAUGCUCUUUCCUUGUUUACUACGUUUUCCUUGCAGCCAAAUGUUGUUGAAGCUGGCAAGCUGCAAAACUGACAUAUGAGUAAUAUGACCAAAGCAUUGGAUAUGCAUCUUAGUUUGCUUCCAGUAAAAUGUAAACAAGACCUUAAGAAUUCUAUAUGAGAUAAGAAAUAUUACGUUUAAAAUCAUGACUGGCAAAUUAGCAUGUGCGAAUUGAUGCUUCCUAAUAAUAGUAUGUACUCCAGUAAAGCUUUUAUUUUUUAAAGCACAUGAUCAGUGGAGAGUUGAUUUGAAUUUUUUGUCCCAGGGGAUAAAGGUAGGGAAUAGAUUUUCCUUAACAAAAGGGGCAAGGUGCCCAACCAGUUAGUCAAGAUGACAUGUACUUUAAGUGACCAUUCAUUAUGCCCUAGGGUGGGGUGGGAGAUUCUUAUGUCAACUUGUCAUGGGACCCCUUUUUAAUCUUUUAAUUUAAUAAUGGAGACCCCUGCUAAAUAUUUAAGACUAUAUAACAUGAUGCAAUUCUAAUCUUCAUUCAUGUGAAUGCCUGACUAUGAAGAAAAUACAUUUUGCAACACAGGGAUGGAUCCAGCAUGAUCUGAUAGGGGGGGGGGGGGGUUCCCUGAAAAGCAUUUAACAUUGAAAGCAUUUAACAUUGAAAGCAUUUAACCUCAACACAGAAAUCACUGACUUGGAAUCAAUCACAACUGAACUUAUUCAACCUAUUACCAAACGUCUUAAAGAAAAUUACCUCACAUUUUGGAAACACAAACUUGAAAAUUCUUCGAAACUAACCUUUUAUUCAACCAUCAAGAUAGAUUACGAACUAGAAAAGUACUUAUCUAUAAUAAAAGACUCAAACAAAAGGAAAACCUUAACACGAUUCAGAUUAAGUAACCAUAGCCUUCAGAUUGAAACUGGUAGAUACCAUAAUAUAGCCCGAGAAGAACGACUGUGUAACCUUUGUCACUCGCGAGAAGUCGAAAAUGAAUCUCACCUCCUCCUCACUUGCGAGGCUUACGGUGACACUCGAGUAAACUUUAUAAACAGUCUAAAAAACGAUCUCACUACUACUGAAACAAACUUAAACGAACCAACUUUAUCAGUUGACAUAAUGAAGUCAACUGCUAGUAACACCAUCCUGAAAUUAUCGAAAUUUAUUUUUUCGUGUUUUGAGGAAAGACUUAAACAACUUGAAGCCGGGAAUGCUGGUAGUCAUUAG